CUGUGCGUGAAGGCGAGCCCAACUAACUCUAGUCGGUAUCUCUCAACCUCCCGCACCAGCUCAGGCUCCUUCCCCCCAGCGAGGUGACAUUCCAUGUCCCUAGAGCCAGAUUCCGUGUCCGGGGAUUGUCUGGCAACACUACUUGUGAACAUAUAUACAAGUAUAAUUAUAACACGACACUGAACAUGUGCUUCAUCUAGCGAACUGUUCUUCCAUGUCUCUCUCGACUCUCGGUUCUGUCGCUCUCUGAGGCCCCCUAAUGGUUGGAUGUUGUAACACACACAAUAAUAUGUAAUACCCUGACACCUCCCCCUUUUAGUCAAAUACUUCAGGGACAUGUCUGCUAACAAUAUGAAAUUAACAUCAUUCACAUUCUUUUCUCUUUUGUUUUCAAUAACUUUACAACACAAUAUUUGUACUGUUGAUAACUCAUACUUGUUUCUUUUAAACAAUAAAUAACAUUACCAUAACAGUACCUGAUACUAUGGCUACACAUCAAAGCUCGGAUAUGUCUUACCAUAUUUAUAUUUUAACUCACUUAGCAAUACUAAACAUUCAACACAUUGUUAAACUGUCAUGAUUCAGCUCGGACUUUGGCCAUGUGCAGUUUUGUUUACGUUUCUCGUCACGUGUCUACCCCGCCUUCGUCUGCUCCUUCCUGUCACCACACCUGCUCCUCAUUGUGUCAUGAUUGUCUUGUGUAUUUAACUGUGCCGCGUUGCCUUGUGCAGCGCAGAAUCUACUGUUGUCUUUGUCCUGUUUCUAGUCCGUGUCGUGUUUAGUGUUUCCUCUGUUAUUAAACCCUGUUUUAUUUUGCUAUCCUAUCUGGGUCCGCUUCCUGCCCCGCGUUAUGACAUAAACAUUGUCCGUGAGAAUGUUUAUUAACCCCUUGACUUUCUUACAAGUCAAGACGAACAGCAGGUUUGCUUACUCUGCCUGGCCUUGUGACAAAAGUAUUUGUUUUCACAUUUUCAGCAGGUAAUUCUGAGUCUAUAUGAUAAGGCACUUUCUGUGUGUACUGUUCUGAACUUGUCAUUGUUUCAAUCUUUUCUGGAACUCCUUCAGGCAAUAACUGAAUAUGCCUGCGGUUUCUCCUCUUCUCCCCCUCCUUCUCAUGAAGGACCACGUAAGAUCUCGGAGUGGUGCUCUCUGCCAACACUGUUGCUGGUCCCUUCCAUUUAGAUUCCUCAUCCAAUUUUAACAUCACGGAAUCCCCAGGUUUCAGAACAGGGCCAGCUAUGGCUACGUCUUCAAAUACCCCCCUCCCAUAAGAUGAUGGUCUGUGGAUGUUUCUUCAGAGCCGAGGGAUUCCUGAGAAAAAUAUUCAGAAAAUGCAGCAAGAUCAUGAUGAAGUAAUGUUUAGAUGCCAGCACAGGCCUUGGUUGGGAGCUGAAGUAUGGAAUCAAUAUGACAGUGAACAGCAGACACAUACUGUAGAAGAUGUCUCUACUGCUGUAGAGAUUGUUGAUCUUACAUCUUUGUGUGAUACAUCAGAGGUCAUUUUUGGCCCUUUGCAAGGUGGACCAUUUUUAGAAGAUCUUGAUGACACAAUCUUACAUGAGCCUAUAGAAGAGGCACAGAUAAACAUCAACGCCUACAGCUCAACUCUUGUCCAUUCUGACACAGUGCCUGCUGGCCCCUUAAGUCCUACUUAUGAACCUUUGCAUGUGACAGUGAAACUCCACAGAGUCAAUCUUUUGGAGGAACUGAUUACCCAAUUCAAGGAUGAAGUGAUUAUGUCCUACUCUGUGAAAUACAGCUUCAUUUAUGAAAUGGGGGCAGAUGCUGAUGGUGUGUCCAGGGAUGUAUAUGCUGCCUUCUGGACAGAGUUUUUAGACUGUGCAGCAGAGGGUGCAGAUGUGAGAGUACCAUCACUAUCCCCAAAAUGGCAAGAGGAAGAAUGGAAAUCUGUUGGUAGGAUAAUGGUCAAGGGAUUAAAGGAACAUGGAUAUUUUCCUUCUCGGCUGGCUCAAGCCUUUACAGCAGCAAUCACAUUUGGUGAACACACUGUUUCACCUGAUUUAUUGUUUGACUCACUAAUGUUGUAUCUUAGUCAGUCUGAGCGCGAUCUCUUGUCCACUGCUUUGCAAGAUGACCUUGAUGGUGAUGAUAAAGAUGAGCUUCUUGAUCUUAUGGAUCGCAUGGGAGUAAGAACAGUACCAACACAAGAGAACUUGAAAGCUGUGCUUCUCCAAGUGGCCCACAAGCAAAUAAUCCAGCAACCAAAAUAUGCACUGGAUAACAUUGCAGCAGUCGCAGGACCAACUCUCAGGGAGUUCUUCCCCAGUGUGCUGGAUAUGCAGAAGAUGUAUGAGAAUCUUAAACCAUCAACCCGGAAGGUUUUAAAGUUGAUCACGGCCUCUCCAGCUACUCCAGCAGAGAACCAAAGUUUGCAAUUUUUACAUCAGUACAUCAGGGGAUUGGAUGAGAUAGCCCUCCGGAAGAUGUUGAGAUUCAUGACAGGGUCUGAUGUUAUCUGCGUUAAAGACAUUCAAGUCAUUAUUCACCCCUUUGGAAGGGUUAUCAAGGCGGCCUAUUGCACAUACUUGUGGCCCAACUUUAGAGCUGCCAUCAACUUACAACAGCUAUCCUGACCUCCGAGCUGAAAUGGAGGCUAUACUGUCUAGCAACUUCUAUGCAAUGGACAUUGCAUAGAAGUGUCUCACUCACUCACAUGUACACACACUUCCCUUUUGCCCAGGUAUACAGUAGCCUUAUCAGUGCCAUCUGUUUACCUUUAGAUAGUGUGUGAAUGUAAGACAGAGCACAUAGGGGAAGUAAUUGACUCAGGUGGUGCAUUAUUAAUGCAGGGUGAUUUAUUUUUUAUUUUGUUUUUCAGUUUCAGUUUUAUCCAAAAUGUCAUUACCAAACUUACUAUGGAAACAUGUUUACUGGCUAAUGAGCAUUUUGUUGAUGGACUCCGAAUAUAUCCAGCCCAUAGAAACAUUUACACAUGAUAACAAGAUUCAAUAAUCAGUUGGAUUUAUUGAUAAUGAUACAGGACCAAUUAAAACCAUUUAUGUUGCCCUGUUUGCAGUGGACCCAAAGUGUGUCAAAUCACAUUUGGUCAUGCUGAAUAGUUCCACCAUGAGGACAAAUUUUGCCAUUUUGACAAUGGCAACAUGUUUUGCAACGUUUCAUAUGCAGUUGCUGUUAUUUCCAGACUUAAACUGUCUGUAGAAACAUAUUGAGUGGCUGAACAUUUUGUUAGUAUACUUUAAGGUCCAUUUAACCAAAAAACAAUUAUAAGCCUUUUACACAAUGUAUGUUAGAAAUGCAUGUGGAUACAUUUUAAUUUUUAUUUAGAUACAUGUACCAAUAUUUUAAAUGUUUUAAAACUUUUAUAUAAGCCAUCAUUUCUGUUAGCAGUUUAGGAGCAUACUUUUUGGGACAAUUUAAAAGAAAUUUUCUUGUAAAGUUGCAUUUUCAUUGAAAAAUUAUAAUUAACUUGGACCCUGGGGUAAUGUCAGCUCAUGUUAAUUCUAAAUUUUGACAGUGUUUGGAAAUCUGUUCUAACAUACAGCACUGUACAUUAGAAGGUGUUCUGCUUUUUACAAAUAAAAAGCACAAGUUUC
Molecule: messenger RNA, 3575 nt
Organism: Tachysurus fulvidraco (yellow catfish)
Lineage: Eukaryota; Metazoa; Chordata; Actinopteri; Siluriformes; Bagridae
Exons: 3
Coding region: 1287-2594 (435 amino acids)
Molecular function (GO): ubiquitin-protein transferase activity
Source: RefSeq, a predicted model, not a curated record